CUCACCCCAGGCUGCCCCCCCUACGAGCUGGGCCGCCCCCCCCGGCCGGUGUGGGGGGCGCGGGAGGAGUUCGCCCACCGGCCCCACAACUUCCUGCGGGGCUGCAAGUGGGCCCCCGACGGCUCCUGCGUCCUGACCUGCAGCGACGACAACACCCUGCGGAUCUUCGACCUCCCGCCCCCCCCGGGACCCCCCCCGGGGCUGCCCCUUCCUCAGCUGGUGCCGGCGCUGCGGGUGCCGGAGGGCGACACCAUCUACGACUUCACCUGGUUCCCCCUGAUGGACUCGAGUCAGCCCCCCACCUGCCUGGUGGCAGCCAGCAGCCGGGACAACCCUGUGCACCUGUGGGAUGCCUUCGACGGGACCCUGCGCGGCUCCUUCCGUGCCUACAGCCACCUGGAGGAGCCGGUGGCCCCCCACUCGCUGGCCUUCGCCCCCGACCGGCUCCCAGCUCCUGGGGGGGCUUCGACGGCGCCGUCCGCCUCUUCCCCACCCACCGCCCCGGGAGGCACUGCCAGGAGAGGCGGCUCCACCGGGUGGGGGCGCCCUGAGGGUGGUGGGGGCUGCAGGGGUUGGGUGGACAAGAAGCUGUGUGAGGGGGGGCAGGGCCAGCGGGGCCUGAUUGGCUGCCUGGCCUUCAGCCCCACCCAACCGGUGUUUGCCUGCGGCUCCUAUGGGCGGAGCCUGGGGCUGUACGCCCUAGAGGGGGGCGGGGCCUUGGCGCUCUGGCCCCACCUCCCUGCCGCCCCCACCCACCUCUGCUUCAGCCCUGAUGGCAACCACCUCUACGCAGGGGGGGCGCAAGGUGGGCGGGGGCCUAGGGCUGUGGGCGGGGGCCUAUGGGUGGAGGGGAUGCAGGGGUGGGGCCAUGACCACCACAUCCUGUGCUGGGACCUGCGGCGCCCGGAGCGCCCCCUGCUGGCGCUGGAGCGGCGGGUGGGCACCAACCAGCGCGUGACCUUCGACCUCGACCCACGGGGGCGGUUCCUGGUGAGCGGUGACACCGACGGUUUCGUCACCGUUUGGGACACGGACCCCCCGGGGGACGGGGGGACCCCCCCCCUGCUGCCCCCCCCACCUGCGCUUCCGCCGCCCUCCGCGACUGCGUCAAACGGUCCCCCGGGGUGUAGGUGGGGGUCAGCCGGACACCUGGGUGUUGUCAUGUCCCCCCCCCGCCCCAGCCUGCACCCCGGGCUCCCGCUGUUGGCCACCGCCUCGGGGCAGCGGUUGUUCCCGGCGCCGUGGGACAGUGACGAGGAGGGGACGGAUGAGGACGGGCCACCCCCGGGUGGGGACAAUCGCCUACAGCUCUGGUGGUGGGGGGCCUGACCCCCCCGGGGAUGACGGUUGGGACAGCGGGACCGUGGAUGCCGAUUGUCACCCCUCUGGGGACACAGGGGUCGUGUGUGGUGAUUGUCCCCCCCCUGGGGACAACGGGUGGGACACCCCCGGGGACACCGGAACCGUACAUGCCGACUGUCACCCUCUCGGGGACAGCGAGUGUCACCUCUCUGGCGACAAUGGCUGGCACACGCUUGGGGACACGGGAACUGCGUAUAACGACUGUGACCCCCCCGGGGACACCGGAACCGGCCUCUCCAUGUACACAGACUGUCACCCUCCUGGGGACACCGACUGUGACCCCCCCGGGGGACACCAGCAUCAACCGCCCCACAUAUGCCGAUUGUCACCCUCUUGGGGACGCCGACUGUGACCCCCCCCAGGGACACUGACUGUCACGUCCAUGGGGACACCAGAACCAGCCUGUCCAUGGGCGCCGAUUGUCCCCCCCGGGGAC
Molecule: messenger RNA, 1798 nt
Organism: Harpia harpyja (harpy eagle)
Lineage: Eukaryota; Metazoa; Chordata; Aves; Accipitriformes; Accipitridae
Gene: WRAP53
Product: WD repeat containing antisense to TP53
Biological process (GO): Cajal body organization
Cellular component (GO): Cajal body
Molecular function (GO): protein binding; RNA binding
Source: RefSeq, a predicted model, not a curated record